GGCGUUGGCGGCGGAAGCCAAGGCGAGGGCAGCAGUGAAGAACUUCAUCUUGAUGGUUUGUUUGAGAGUUGGGUAUCCUGGUGAGUGUUUUGCUCUCUGGUUGCGUGGAACGGAGGCGUUUCUGUAUGCGACUGAAAGCAGGCCUGCUGAAGUCGAGAUCAAUGGAAAUCGAUAAGAGUUUCGAAAAAGGGCGAAGUCGACCGGUCUAGAAGGACUGAAAUGUAGUUGGUUUCGAGGUGUAAGCUCUGGGCUUUGCCUGUGUCAAGGAACGGACUGGUCAACAGUAACUUCGUGCUGGACGAGAGACUGAAGGGAGCAACGACUCAAAAAGAUAUCGAGGCUCAACUGGGUAUAAGGAAUGGAAGGUUCGUUCAAAAAGAAAGCGAACAAUAAGGGAGUGUGGAUCAGCGACCAGCUGUGUACAGAACGCGAUGGGGUUGAGAAACAAAACAGGGAGGCCCGUUAUCGAGGGCCAGAGAUGGAUUUAUAUCAACCAACCAACCGUUCAAGACCGCGGCCCUUCAUGACCCAAGCAGGGAGGUCGUUUCCCUCUGCCCCCUUGUCCGUGGCCCUUGGCCCCCUCCGAGGCUCCGUCAUCCUGCUGGAAGGAAAAAUAAGACUAGCUGGGGUUUGCGCAGCGAAUAGUGGCACUCUCACCCCCAACUCGCUGUGCGCCAAAGGCACAACCGCCCGCCCGCCCCCUUCCCUCCUUACACUGGAUUGGAUGUAUCCGUACAGCUCCGCUCCUGCAGGUCAGCCCUUAUCCAUUUCAUCUCUGGCGCCUCUGGUACCUUGCAGCUGUCCGGGUCCUCACCCUACCCUAUCUCCCUCCCCUCCCCUCUUCUCUUCUCCCCCUGAUGGUGCGUUGGGCUUCCGCACCGGUUCCCGCCUUGCAGGAGGGUGCUACAUGGAGCGGCGCUAGCGCGGUCCUCUGCCGAAGAGGCAAGCUUUGGACAAGGAAAAUUGUCGCCGCUGGGCGACGUUCCAAGAG
Colletotrichum navitas is the source of this 991-nucleotide messenger RNA. RefSeq lists its product as uncharacterized. NCBI's taxonomy places the organism in Eukaryota, Fungi, Ascomycota, Sordariomycetes, Glomerellales, Glomerellaceae. The record is from RefSeq and is a predicted model, not a curated record. The transcript has a single exon. The coding region runs from base 359 to 922 and encodes 187 amino acids.